Microcebus murinus (gray mouse lemur) is the source of this 3172-nucleotide messenger RNA. The record is from RefSeq and is a predicted model, not a curated record. NCBI's taxonomy places the organism in Eukaryota, Metazoa, Chordata, Mammalia, Primates, Cheirogaleidae.
GCCGAGCGCCGCGGCUCGGGAGUUGAUGGCAGCACCACGGCGCGGCCGCCCGGCCGAGCGCGCGGCGCAGCCACACGCCGCUGCCCGGGGAGCGCCCAAGAUGUGGGGAGACCGGGGCGGCAGCGGCCGUAGCAGCGCCAGGGACGGGGGCGCACAGCAGCCUCCGCUCGCCCGCCUGUCCUGACCUGCCUCGCCUGUCCCCAAAGAAUGUCAGCCAAGUCCAAGGGGACCCCCUCCUCCUCCGCUCCAGCCGAAGGACCGCCGGCAGGCUCCAAAACCAAGGUGAAGGAACAGAUCAAAAUCAUCGUGGAGGAUCUGGAAUUAGUCCUGGGCGACCUGAAGGACGUGGCCAAGGAACUCAAGGAGGUGGUUGACCAGAUUGAUACACUGACCUCUGACCUACAGCUGGAGGAUGAGAUGACCGACAGCUCCAAAACGGACACGCUGAACAGUAGCUCAAGUGGCACCACAGCCUCCAGCCUGGAGAAGAUCAAAGUGCAGGCUAAUGCGCCGCUUAUCAAACCCCCAGCACACCCGUCUGCUAUCCUCACCGUCCUGAGAAAGCCAAACCCUCCACCACCUCCUCCACGGUUGACACCUGUGAAGUGUGAAGAUUCCCAAAGGGUGGUGCCAACUGCCAAUCCUGUAAAGACCAAUGGCACCCUUCUGCGAAAUGGAAGCUUACCAGGUGGACCUAACAAAAUUCCAAACGGAGAUGUCUGCUGCAUACCCAAUAGUAAUCUGGACAAGGCUCCAGUGCAGCCUCUAAUGCAUAGACCUGAAAAAGACAGGUGUCCCCAGGCAGGGCCUCGAGAACGGGUUCGGUUUAAUGAAAAAGUACAGUACCAUGGCUAUUGUCCUGACUGUGAUACCCGGUAUAACAUAAAAAACAGGGAGGUCCACUUACACAACGAACCUAUCCACCCACCAGGAAAAAAUCCUCACCCAGGGCCUCUCCUCCCUCCUCCCCCCCACCUCCCUCCUUUCCCGCUGGAAAACGGGGGGCUGGGAAUAAGCCACAGUAACAGCUUCCCCCCUCUCAGACCUGCAACUGUGCCUCCUCCCACUGCACCAAAACCACAGAAGACGAUCUUGAGGAAAUCGACCACCACAACAGUGUGAUAUUCCUCAUCUGUAAACUGGGGGUGAGGAUUGCAUCUAUUCCUAAGGGUUGCUGACAAAAUUAAAUGUGUUGAAUCAGGUAAGCUCUUAGAAUAGUGCCUGGGACAUUGUGAAUUCUCAAGAAAUACUAGCUACUAUUUUGUUCAUGAAUAUAUAUUGCCAUUUUUCAGAGACUGAUUACAUCACUCAUUACAUUUCUCUUCAAAUAGAUCCCAGGACUCACGUGAUACUUUUUGCCUGGUCAACUCCUUGACAUCCUUCAGAACUCAGUUUAGCCAUCACAGUGUCAUCCCUUCAGGAGACCUUUCAGAUCUCUCCCCCAACUCCACAUGUAUUAUGCUCUUAUAACACCCUGGGCUUUCCUAGCAUAACAUCUCAAUGCAUACUUAAAUUUCUGUGUAAUUACUGUUUCAUCAAAUAUGUAUAAAAAGCCUACCACAUACCAGGCACUGUUCUAAGCUUUGAGGACAAAUAGAUCAAGUUCCAGCCUCAAUGGAAUCAGUAUUCUGGUUGGGUAGACAGAAAAAUCAACAAAAAAAGUAUAAUAUAACUUUAGUAACAAUACAUAUUUUGAAGUCAAACAUUUUUAAAAUAAUAGGAGAACAUGUAAUUUUUUUAACCUUGAAAAAGAUUCUUAUUAAGUACAGACCACUGUGAGAAGAUAUUUGAACAGAGAACUUAAUAAAAUAAGAGAACAAGACAUGGUGGUAACUGGGGGAAGAGUAUCUCAACCAACAGGACCAACAUACGCAGGUGCUGAAGUAGGAGCCCGCCUGGGCCAUGUGGUUAAUAAUGAGGCCAGGUGGGCUGAAGAAGAGUGAGGAACGGGGAUAGGCAGGAGUUGGGGUCAUGACAAGAUCAUGAGUAUCUGAUUAGAUUCAGUCCCAUGUUCAGGAUUCUUGGGCUCCUUGAAGGUUCCAAAUUUUAUGAUUUUCUUUUUCAUUAUCAAGACUUAGCCCAGAAUAUGGCACAUAGCAAGUCUUCAGUAAAUAUUUAUGAAAAACAAACAAAAAAGUGACUGUAAAACAAGUGCCAGUGCCCUUCAGAGGUUUGGUCAACUAGAUAAGCAUGAACAAAUCAGACCAGAAUGUUCAGGGACCUCCAAGGGUUUGAUGUGGCUGAAAUGAAUGUGGCUGAAAGAGAAGUUGGGAGGUGCUGCAAGAGAGAAGCAAGUGCAAUGAGUGGGCACCAGGCCAUGCUGGCCUCUUGGCACACUGGGACAAGGUAGGACUUUAUAGGCAAGUACAGAGUUGUAGGCAGCACCAGGCUGCAUAAAGGUAUCAGGCUUUAAUUUUGAGGGAAAUCAGUCUACAGGUGAUAUAAAAGAUGAAGUAAGUAUAUAAGUGGAAGGAGGGAUCAGAAAUAAGGGAUAUAUUAACAUGGUUGAAUCGAUGAGGUUUUAAAAAAAUUGUAUGUCUGGGGUUAAGGAGAGAACAUAGUCUUGGUGGCAUCCAGUUUUCUGCUUAAGUACCUGAACACAGUGAUGCUGCUCACUGGCAUAGUCAUUGGUGCAGGGAGAUCUGAUUCUGCGGAUAUGGGACAAUAUUAUCAUUUAUUGUUUGAAUUGUUCUUUGUAUUAUAUGUCUGGUCAACCAAGUUAAAACAAAACCCAGAAAAAGGACUGUACAUUGUAUUAUAAUACUUUGUUAUCCAUUUCUUCUGGUAAGAUGACUUUCCCAUACAAAUUUUCAUUAAAUAUUUGUUUAGAAUUUUUCAUAUUAGCAUUUAUUAGGUGCACAUUAUACGCUUGAGGAAGGGGGAAAAACAAAAUGAUGAAGGAAGUGAUAUAUAAUUUCCUUUUAGAUCUCCAUGGAAAUAAACAGAUGAUAACAAUGAAAAAUCUUAGCACAGAUAGAUGAAUGGAGUUAAUUGUUAUCUUUGCCAUAUUGUCUGUGAUACAAGGCAAUACAAAAAUCCCCAAGUUCACUCAAGGAUUUGUGGCACCAACAGAUGGUAAAAUCUUGGAAAACGAAAUUAAUUAAGUCAUGUUGCAUUAAUUAUAAUAAAAAUCCAAACCUAAAUGUAGUGGUAUCAAUUUUAAGAUAUGUAA